AUGGCCGAGACGGACGAAUGGUCGGCCAAUGCCACUGAAUCGCUGAACAUCAGCUUGAUCGCACCAGCAGCAGGAGCUACAAAGACUAUUGCCUCUUUCAAUCCAAAGUUCACAUACUCUAUCUUCGGAGAUGAUGAGCGCAUCUUUGGGUACAAGGAUCUCAAGAUCAACCUGCGCUACCGCACAUUCGACAUGCGCCCCAAUGUUCAGAUCUUCUACGGCAGGAAGUUCCAGUCCGUUGGAGAGACCGAGGCGGCAGAUGUCGAUGCCAUCCUCAAAGAGCACCUACCGCUAGUUGCCUUCCAACCCGCGCGCGAAUUCAACACAAGUUCCCAGAGCCAACCCACCGACUGGACUCCUCCCGGCACCCUCCACUCGAGCUUUGAGGCCCAUGAUGGAACAUACGAGGUGUGGAAGGGAAGCCUCGCGGACCCUGGUGUCCGUCAGAUCGUCACCCGAGUCGAGGUUAUGGUUCCCAUGUUCAUCGAAGGAGGCUCGUACGUCUCUCGUGAUCCGCACAACGAGGACGACCCGUGGAAGGACCUUGAGGACGCCAACCGCUGGACCACAUUCUUCCUGUACCGAAAGCAACUAUCCCCGGAAACUAGCGAUAAGCCUUCCUACACCUUCGUCGGCUACUCGACCGUUUACAAAUUCUUCUGUUUCCGGCCGCCUACGCCGCCGUCGUCCGAGUGGGAUCUGCCAAAAGAGGAGUUUAACCUGCUGGAAGAGCUUCCCUGUCGGUCUCGGCUCUCUCAAUUCUUAAUCUUGCCACCUUUCCAAGGCAAGGGCAUCGGUGCUCGCCUCUACAAGACCAUCUUUAUGCACUACUACAACAACCCGCAGACCCUCGAGCUGACUGUAGAGGACCCCAACGAAGCUUUCGACGACAUGCGCGACUUGGCCGACCUGACCUUCCUGCGGUCGCUGCCAGAGUUCGACAAGGUCAAGAUCAACACAAGCAUCGCCCUCCCCAACCCACCUAGCGGCACCGUCCCCAAGGACCUGGUGGACCAAGACCUUCUCAGAGACCUCCGACAGAAGACCAAGAUCGUAGAGCGUCAGUUUAAGCGCCUGAUUGAGAUACAGACAAUGUCCCAGCUACCCGAGUCUGUCCGGGUCGGAUUCGGCGACGAGAAGAAGCCCACGCCUACAAAGGAGGCGAAGCACCAGUACCGUCUGUGGCAGCUGUUUGUCAAGCAGCGCUUGUAUCGACAGAACGCCGAUGUACUCGGUCAACUGGACCAGUCUGAGCGGUCAGAGAAGCUCAACGAAGCUCUCGUCAGUGUCGAGCUCGAGUAUGCCAGAAUCCUUGACUGGCACGCUCGCUGGGUGAAGAAUAUGGCUGCCUCGUCUGCCGAGGACUCGGGCAGCAAGCGCAAAACUGUGGAUGACGGCGAGGAGCAGGGUGCGACCAAGAAGGUCAGGGUUGAGGGCGCCUAG
Molecule: messenger RNA, 1443 nt
Organism: Colletotrichum orchidophilum
Lineage: Eukaryota; Fungi; Ascomycota; Sordariomycetes; Glomerellales; Glomerellaceae
Product: histone acetyl transferase HAT1
Exons: 3
Coding region: 1-1443 (480 amino acids)
Biological process (GO): subtelomeric heterochromatin formation
Cellular component (GO): nucleus
Molecular function (GO): histone H4 acetyltransferase activity
Source: RefSeq, a predicted model, not a curated record